Messenger RNA from Aspergillus eucalypticola CBS 122712, 1486 nucleotides. RefSeq lists its product as uncharacterized. The record is from RefSeq and is a predicted model, not a curated record. Gene Ontology annotation, molecular function: protein binding. The coding region runs from base 23 to 1486 and encodes 487 amino acids. The transcript has 2 exons. Lineage: Eukaryota; Fungi; Ascomycota; Eurotiomycetes; Eurotiales; Aspergillaceae.
CAAUCCCAGCCCAACCUCCAAGAUGCCACCCCAAUCGCAAAACAUCCCACUAGCCAGCACCCUCGUGGCCCGUUUCUUACGGACAAACAACUACACGCAGACUCUAAAAGCUUUCCUGCAAGAAGCGGGGCUCCCGUCCGAUACGGGAGAACAGCGCGGCAAAGACAAUACGAGCAACUGGACCAUUGAGAACGUACUCGAGGAGAAGAAAGCCUUCGACCAAAGCAAGAACUUUGAGCGAUACGGUGACAAUGACAAGGACAAAGAUGUCUGGAGCGUUCCAGCACCAAGCAAGCCCAACAUCAUCCAAACGCCAACCAGUUCAAACCUACUGGCAUGCUCCGUAGAGCCAUGGCAAAGGCCAGAUGCACAAGCAGAGCCAUAUUUGAUCGCCACCGGCGCAGACAGGCACCUCCAUCUCUUCCAAACAUCUCCUGGCCAUGACCUCGUCCAAUCAUUCACGGGCACAUCAGAAGCCCCGAUUCUAUCGUACAUCCCAAUCCAAGAUGGAAAAUACGUCCUCAUGACCAAUAUGUCAGGCCAACUUCUUCUGCAAAAAGGCGCAGAAAUCAUCGACCGCCGCAAAGACCACGCCAAAUACGCCGUCAAAGUCAUCGCCUACGAGCAGAAGGAGGACAAUAACAACAACAACGACGGAGCAGACACCACUUCCACCUCUACGACAAUCUGGAUCGCAACCGCAGGCUGGGACUGCAAAAUCUUCCUCUACCGCAUGCAAAUCCACGACGAAGCCCCUACGCAAAUCGGCGACCCCAUCGCCUCCAUCCCUUUACUAUCCAACCCGGAAUCCAUCCUCUUCACCACCCACAUCGACAACCCCCAGGAUCUAAUCCUCCUCGUCUCCCGCCGCGACUCAAGCAAUCUUUACUACUACCAUGUCAAACCAUCGGCAGACUCAACCACCGGAUACGAAUGCCCCUUGAUCGGUAAACAGAACCUCGCCCCGCACUCCAACGCCUGGGUCGCCUUCUCCCCCUCCUGUCUGGCCCUCAGCCCACAUGACCCGGGUCUCAUCGCCAUCGCAACAUCAACUCUUCCGCAUAUGAAGGUCAUGAUUGUGCGGUUACUGUUUCCCUCAGCGGAGAGUUUGGAGACCGGCUCGGCGGAGCAGGAACAGGAGCCAGCAACGCAGGCGGCGCAGGCGUUCGCUGCCCUGUCGCUGCAGAAUCGCGAGGACGCGGCGAUCUUGAUCCAGGCGAAUACGUUUGCGCCGCAGACGGCGUACUCGACGCCGCAGGUCGUGUGGAGGCCGGAUGGCUCGGGGGUGUGGGUUAAUGGGGAUGAUGGGGUUGUGAGAGGGGUGGAGGUGAAGACGGGGAGGGUGGUGACGUUGUUGAAGGAUGGGCAUGAGGUUGGGUGUAAGAUUAGGACGCUUUGGGCGGGGUGGGUUGAUGGGGGUGAGAGGGAGGAGUGGUUGGUUAGUGGGGGGUUUGAUAAGAGGUUGGUUGUUUGGAAGGUUGAGUGA